Messenger RNA from Meriones unguiculatus (Mongolian gerbil), 518 nucleotides. Its product is annotated as metallothionein-1. The transcript is spliced from 3 exons. The coding region runs from base 200 to 385 and encodes 61 amino acids. NCBI's taxonomy places the organism in Eukaryota, Metazoa, Chordata, Mammalia, Rodentia, Muridae. The record is from RefSeq and is a predicted model, not a curated record. Gene Ontology annotation, molecular function: metal ion binding.
AGCCCGAAGGGUGAGCUCCACAACUCCAAUGACGCGGGGCACAUGACUCUGCGCGGGACAGGGCAACCGCCUGCUGGGUGCAAAACCUUUUGUAGUCCCAGGACUUUAAGAGGGCAUCUCCCACUAAGCGUCACCAAGACUUCCAGCAGCCUGACUCCUCCUUAUCUGCUCUGUAGCUCCAGGUUCAACUGAUCUCAGAAUGGACCCCAACUGCGCCUGCUCCACUGGCGGCUCCUGCACCUGCUCCAGCUCCUGUGUCUGCAAGAACUGCAGAUGCACCUCCUGCAAGAAGAGCUGCUGCUCCUGCUGCCCUGUGGGUUGCUCCAAGUGUGCCCAGGGCUGUGUGUGCAAGGGCCAGUCAGACAAGUGCACAUGCUGUGCCUGAUGUGAGGACACGGCUGCUCCCACGUGUAAAUACUGUUGCUGGACCACCCCAGAGCUUUUCAUAUGGCUCCACCCUGUUUACUAAACCCCCUUUUCUAAGAGAUGUGUGAAUAAUAAAAGCCCACUUGUUCUAA